AUGAGAGUACUGCCGUAUACACUACAAGAACAAAACUUUAAUCUGAUACUGAAGAGCAGUACAUCAGGGGAUAGGUAUGUCUAUACAUUCACACAACAAUCAGAAUGUGAUCAGUUUUUUGAAGAUGCCAAAGAAACAGGGAAUGCAGUGCCUGAGGUGAAACUGAAAGCUGCUUUGUCUCUGCAAGGACAUAAAACGUCUGAGCUUUGGAGCAUUACUUCUUCAAAAGCAGUGUAUACUCUGAGUGGCCAUUGGGACAAAGUGAACUGCCUAGAUUUCUUCACUCGUGAUGAUGGCCAGCAAUACUUGAUUAGUGGCUCUCAAGACUGUACUGCCAAGGAAAGAAAUUGUGUUCAUACAAUGGAUGUUUUCAUGUCACCAGUUGUUUCUGUCAUUUCUCUUCCGGACUCACCAUAUAUAACAACAGGUUCAGAAGAUGGAACUGUUCACUUGUGGAACUCUGCAAGUUUCAGGGUUGUGAUUGAAAAGAUGGGUGAAAUAUCAAUCAUGGAUAUUGACACAGUCUCUGAGGCAAGGUCACUAGCACCCUCAACUGAGCUGAUCCAAGUUGAGCCCCCCAAGUUGUGCUUCCCAGAUAUCCAAGUUGUGUCAAGCACACUGAAUAUAAGCAAUAUUACACAUCACCACGUGGCUUUCAGUAUAUGGUCAUUGAACCUUACAUCCGACUACAAUGCAUUGCCGGAUAAAGGAGUUCUAUCACCACAUUUAACGCAAGAAAUUGUUGUAACAAGAGUUGCACAUGAGUGGGUGCCAGCAGACCUCACGUUGAAGGAGGUAGUCUUAGUUAAGGCCACUGUCGUGGUAGAGGGGUUAAGGACCAAAGAUGUCAUUUAUGACAUGUUCGAUGAAACAAAGACAGGUCGACAUGUUCAGCUGGUGAAGUUGGAUGUUGCAUUUGUACCCUCGGAGAUCAUAUCCAAAGCAAGGUUACCAUGGACCUUAGAUGUGCAUCCAACAGAGUCAUGGAUAAUGACGACUCAAGGAGAUUACUACGUCCAUAUACGGAACUAUAAGACAUGGGCAAUUACUUCAGCUAAAUUUAUGGCAUGCAAGAAAUUGUUUGUGGUGGGUUGUUCUAGUGGAAUCAUCUAUGUUUACAGUUAUGAUCCAGAAGAGGACGAUCCAGUAGAGAAGGAUUCAGAAGAGAGCGAUCCAGGAAAUAAAGAUGCAGUAGACAAAGAUUCAGGAGAGAGAGAUCCGGAAAAUAAAGAUACAGUAGAGAAAGAUUUAGAAGAGAGAGAUCGGCUGGAAAAGAAAGAUUCAUUAAAUAAAACUGAAGUUAAGAAAAUCCAAGUUCUUCAUGGACACACAAAAUCUGUCAAUACUUUGGCUGUUCAUGCAACUAUGCCAUACGUGCUGUCAGCAUCUCAAGAUGGCAAGAUUUUGAUCUGGCACUAUGAAAAGAAGUGGGAGUUAAUAAAAACAAUUGAUGCCAAUACUCCUGUAAUGCAUGUCGCAUUUAACCCAAAGGACACCUAUAUGUUUGCUAGCGCCCAGGACAAAACAGUAAAGAUAUGGAACAUUCAUUUUGAUGACUGUAAGCUCCAACUUUCUGGGCAUUCAGAUUUGGUGGUAUGUUUAGAUUACUUCAGUCUGGAUAAUAAGCUAUACUUGAUCACCGGUUCAAAAGACAAAACUGCCAAGAUUUGGGAUUGCGAGACAGGGAGUUGUGUUCAGACACUGAAAGGGCAUACAGACGUUGUUAAGAUUGCAUAUUGCUAUCCAGACCUUCGAAUGUUAAUUACAGGUUCAUGGGACGGGUCAGUUCGCCUGUGGAACUCGAACACCUUCCGGUAA
Panicum virgatum (switchgrass) is the source of this 1818-nucleotide messenger RNA. RefSeq lists its product as uncharacterized. Gene Ontology annotation, biological process: retrograde vesicle-mediated transport, Golgi to endoplasmic reticulum; intra-Golgi vesicle-mediated transport; intracellular protein transport. The coding region runs from base 1 to 1818 and encodes 605 amino acids. The record is from RefSeq and is a predicted model, not a curated record. Lineage: Eukaryota; Viridiplantae; Streptophyta; Magnoliopsida; Poales; Poaceae. Gene Ontology annotation, molecular function: protein binding. The transcript has 10 exons. Gene Ontology annotation, cellular component: COPI vesicle coat.